Paraglomus occultum is the source of this 1039-nucleotide messenger RNA. The record is from the annotation of a GenBank genome assembly. NCBI's taxonomy places the organism in Eukaryota, Fungi, Glomeromycota, Glomeromycetes, Paraglomerales, Paraglomeraceae.
AUGUCCUCUCCGUCAGUCCCUUCGGUCGAAGAAGUGAGCCGAUGGAAGCGAGCUCAGGUUCUUACGUUUUUACGGUCCAAAAAAGACGAGCUUGACCUUGACGAUGAAGACAUAGAUAUAGUCCAAAAGAACAAAGUCGCUGGUCGCGCGUUCCUCAACCUGACUGCGGAAGAGCUUGAACGAUGCGGAAUGACAAUGGGACCAGCAAAAACGAUUGUAGACCUAAUCAAAGAAAUAAAGGGCGAGCGAGAAGAACGAGGGAAACGAAAAGCGGAGGGAGAACUUACGUUUGCACCGAAAAAAAGGAAGUGGACGGUAAAUAGUGCGAUUACACGAGAAGAGCGCUCUAUAGUCUAUUAUGCGGACCCAACAGAACGGAAUGGCCCACUUCUUGAGUUAAUUCAUCGGGGUGAGUUUGUAGCGUUAUACGGGCCACGAGCCUCGGGGAAGUCUACACGGGUGCUUGCAAUUCAAGAUCAGUUGCGAAAUGAAGGAUUUGUUUGCAUUUACACAUCUUUUGAGCAUGUCGAGGUCAAGGGGGAUAUAGACACCUUCUGGCGGACACUCGGUAUGGCUCUCCUUCGCAAUGCUCAUGGGAAUGGCAUUUCCGUUUCAGAAAUCGAUUCUGCACAGGGUUUUCUCAAAGCGUUUCAGCGCGAUCAGUGGGAGCACAAUGUUGUUCUCCUUUUCGAUGAGUUUGAUAAAUUGUAUAGAGCAAGCGAAGAUGUUACAUCAUCAUGCCUGGAGACUCUGCGUGGCAUCAGAAAUGACAAAAGCUCAUUUGCUAUCUUUUCUGUUGUUGCCGUCGGACCGUUUAGUAUUUUAUAUCUGAAUUCGAAAGAGUUGACUACAUCACCUUUCAAUGUCAGAACACCAUUUCAAAACCCAAACUUUAUUCGAGAACAAGUACAAACAUUAUACGAAGAAUUUAUGAAAGAAGAACGUAUAACUAUCGACCCAGAAAUUAUCGAGGACAUAUACAGUGGCCUGCCAAAAUUUUACGACCACCUGCCGAUCAUCCAAUUGCAAUCUGCCACUU